Molecule: messenger RNA, 1196 nt
Organism: Babesia bovis T2Bo
Lineage: Eukaryota; Apicomplexa; Aconoidasida; Piroplasmida; Babesiidae
Exons: 9
Coding region: 16-1152 (378 amino acids)
Source: RefSeq, a predicted model, not a curated record
CGUUGAUACAUAAAGAUGGCUAACUCAACAGAUGUAGUACAACGUCUUCUUGUGGAAUCCGAUUGUGCCACCCUACCAAUUAUAUCGAAAGCGCUUAAUCAAGAUAUUAACGAAUCCAUAAAUGUUGUAUCUGAAUUUGCUGCUAAUAAAGAUGACGUCGCAAUUGUUUAUUCCGUAUCAUAUAAAGAUGACCAAAACAAUCUCGUCUUAUCGCACAAAACAAAUACUGAAUUGACAGGUCUCAAAAAGUCUGGUAAUGAUUUAAGUACUACAAUUUUCGCGCUACGUAGAAUGACUGUAAAAAGUGCCUGCGAAGUGGAUAGAUUUUGCUGGCUACAUGAAAUUGAUGUGAUAAAGAAUGAACUCAAAAAUGCGGCCAUGAGCGAAAUGCUGUACAUACCAAAACACGCUCAAUGGGUAAAUGGAGUUGUAAAACCAAGGAAAUAUGAAGUAAUAAAGCAAGGGGAUAGUGCCCUUUGUGCUCCUUCAAGCAUUCGCAAGCCAUCAAUAGUUCAGACAUUUCAGCAAAUUAAAAAAGAGCCAAAGAAGCAGUUAAAUAAUCUGGAAACUAUCAAGACUGAAAGAGAAAAUAAGCGUCCAAAGGUUUCGAGUACAAAGGCAAAUGAAAACCAUGUCAAAGAUAACAUUACUGCUGAAACAUCACCACAAAACAAAGCAAGCACUCCGCCUGACGUAGUGCAAAAGAAGGGACAUAAGGAGUCUGUUAUCACUGUGGAUGUACCUCCAAUUAAAACAGAAGGUUCUGUAUCUAAGAGGGUAAAUGAAAAGACAAAGUUAAACGCAAAACGCCAUGAUGUAACUAGCGAGAAUGAUAAAGAAGAAGAUGUGACACUGUUUGGAUGCGAAGAAAAUGUUGAAGAGGAGAACCCACAACCUCAAAAAUCUGUACCAAGCACGCAUACAUAUAUCGAAAAGGUUACAAAGGAGAGGACAUAUGUCGACAGUGGAUAUUUUGUGGUUGAAGAAAAUGAUGAAUACGUACAAGUAUCAGCUCCAACCAAGAAUGAUUCAGUAUCUUCAUCGAAGAAAGAAAACAUAGGGCAACAAAAACCAGAUAUUAAGAAGCCGGUUCAACAAUCAACGCGUAAGAAUCUUAAUCAAUCUACCCUAAUGUCAUUCUUCAAAAAGUAAUAACAUGGGUCAUAUUCCCUUGUGUUUGAUUGAUAAUAAUUAAG